Molecule: messenger RNA, 1293 nt
Organism: Lottia gigantea (owl limpet)
Lineage: Eukaryota; Metazoa; Mollusca; Gastropoda; Lottiidae
Exons: 6
Coding region: 1-1293 (430 amino acids)
Cellular component (GO): cytoplasm
Molecular function (GO): acid-amino acid ligase activity
Source: RefSeq, a predicted model, not a curated record
AUGAUAGUCAGUUUAGAAAAAGACUUGAUUCCUUUGAAGAAGUGGCCACAGAUUUUCAUCAAACCGGGGGUGAAGUUUAACAAACGCGGUAUUCAAAGAGGUUCGUCUUCCACAUUAUUUAAAAGAAUGCCUCACACCCAAUCUCCUUCUGCAGCGUUUUAUAUCACAAAUGAACUCUCCAGUAUAUACGUCCAUGCAGUCUUUGCCAUCCAACUCAGUGAUGCCAAUUUGCUUUUCCUGCAGAUUGCACCCAUUGCCUUGUUGUUUUUCAAAAUGAUCGAGAAAAAUUGGGAAAUUAUGUGUAAUGAUAUCGAAAGCGGCACGAUCAGUAGAGACGUUAUCAUUGACGAUGAUGUGCGGCAACAAAUAAACGAAGAGUUCGAACCAGACCCAGGACGUGCUGCAGAAUUAAGGAGUAUAUUUAGGAGAGGCAUGAAGAACAUUGUUCGUCGCAUUUGGCCAGAGAUGGCUCAGUUGGUGUUUCUUGCAAGUGCCACGUAUUCUGCUCAGACUAAGAUUGUCAAGGAAGAAUAUGCUAGAGAUGUUGCUAUUAGCUCCAAUAUCCACAUGGCAACAGAAGGAGUUUAUGGAAUCAAAGCUAUUCACCCUAUCUAUCCCGAUGAUUUCGAAUAUGUUUUCUUGGUGAAUUAUCAAUUUUUCGAGUUUAUACAUAUUGUUGAUAUCGAUGAAGAAAAUCCAAAGACACUGCUACUCCAUGAGCUGAAAGUGAAUGAAAAAUAUGAACUAGUUAUAACGACCAGAGAGGGCUUAUAUAGAUAUAGAACUCAAGAUAUCAUUAAAGUCACUGGUUAUCAAGAUUCAACUCCGCAAUAUCAGUUAUUAGGCAGAUCUGGUGAUGUCCUGAACUUAAGGUCAGAAAAAGUACAUGUUGAUAUGGUCAUUAAGGCUUUAUACUAUAGUGCCAAUUGGAGUGAUCUUCAGAUAGCUAAUUAUACAUGUACAGAAAAUAUACACGUAGAAAACAUUCUAGGUAUUGGUGACCUGUACUAUGUUAUUUUUGUUGAAUUUACCACAGACAUCAAGAUGAACGAUGAACAAAUAUUACAGAUUGACGAAGUGUUAAGUAACCAUGUUGAAAAUUAUAAAGACAACAGGAAAAAUGGUGCUAUUCAAGCAGUCAAGAUAGAGCAGGUUAAAAUCGGAACGUUCGAUAAACUGCGAAAUAUGCAGUUAGAAAAUAACCCUGACUGUUGCUUCGGACAAUACAAAACUCCAAGAAUUCUGCGGCGAAGGGACUAUCUAAAGUUUUUGUUGGAUUUGCGAAUUGCUUAA